This is a messenger RNA of Mytilus trossulus (common blue mussel), 2431 nucleotides long. Its product is annotated as toll-like receptor 2. Lineage: Eukaryota; Metazoa; Mollusca; Bivalvia; Mytilida; Mytilidae. Gene Ontology annotation, biological process: inflammatory response; toll-like receptor signaling pathway; immune response. Gene Ontology annotation, molecular function: protein binding; transmembrane signaling receptor activity. Gene Ontology annotation, cellular component: plasma membrane. The transcript has 2 exons. The record is from RefSeq and is a predicted model, not a curated record. Bases 165 to 2294 code for a protein of 709 amino acids.
UUUUUAAAUGCAUUGAUCUUGUGAUAAAUGAGGAAGUAUACUUAAAGGGAUAUGUAUAUAUUGAAUGUUUCAGUUGUAAAGGUUAUAAUGACAGUUUACAAUGCUUUUGAUAACUCGUGAAUGGCGGUUUUAAAGAUUCAUUUUCAGAUAUUAAACCUACAACCAUGACCAGAAUGAAAAUCAUCAUAUCUGUAUAUCUAUUUGGAGUGAUCUCCCUUACAAUGCUUCACACUACUUCUUCAAUAGAAUGUCCACAGUUUUGCACCUGUAACGUAACAACGGGUGAAGCUAAAUGCCAAAAUACAUUAUACAGCGGUAUCCCAGCUUUCCCAACUUAUAUCACUAGUCUAACCUAUACAGGUAUGAAUUUACCUGAAGUGAAAAAGAAAACAUUUAACCUAAUUAAAGAUUUAGACUUACAAGUUCUUAUUCUGAGACAUAAUCGUAUACAAAAUAUUACAGAUAAUGCACUCAGUAAAUUAAUACAUCUGCGUCAUCUUGAUUUAAGUGGAAAUGGUCAAAUUAAUUUUACACAGUUAGGUGCAUGCCUUGGGAAUAUUGAAUCGCCAAAUAUAACGAUUUUAAAACUUAAUUCAUUUGGUUGGGACAAUGAACCGAUAAGCAUUUAUGAAACAAUUUCAAAGUACAACAUCACUGAAUUACAAAUGUCCCGAAAUAAUUUCAAACUUUUAAAUCUGAGCGCACUUGAACAGUACGUACCAAACUUGACCUCAUUAAAUGUGGCGUAUAAUGAUAUAGAACAUGUAAUACCUGGUCAGUUAAAGAAACUUGAGACAUGGAGAAUCCACCACAACUAUGUUGAUGUCAACUACACAUUAUUCAAUUCUACCGGAACAUGUAACUUUCCAAGUUUGAAAGUUUUCAAUUUAACGUCAAAUUUUGUUAAUCGUUUUGAAAAUCGUUUUUCGUGUCUCGACAAGCUAGAAGUAUUAGUCCUAGACAGAAAUCCCGUCAAGCAAAUUCUAGAAGACACAUUUGCAGAUCUGCCGUCAUUGCAGGUUCUACAUCUGAAUCAUUUAGGUGAUCGUUUGUAUAAUAUAGAAGCGUUUCCAUUCCGAAGUAAGAGUUUAAAGGAAUUGUCAUUUGCAAGGAACCAUUUUUCUUUUUUUAAAUCUGCAAGGUAUUUAUACUUUAACAGUACUGAAAUAUUUGGCGGAAUUCCCAACCUUGAAGCAAUAGACCUCAGUGAUAACUACUUUAAUCUUACCGAUGGUGUUCUUCGUGAAAUGAUAUCGCAUCUGACAAAUUUAAAACGAAUAACGAUAAAAUCGUGUAAAUUUCAAACUAUUCCAACAGAUAUCUUUAGCAAAAUGAAAAGACUUGAAGUGUUAAACUUGACAAAAAAUCACAUUGGACAAUGGAAUGGAGCAGACGUUUUCGGUAGCAUAUCGUCACUAAAGACACUGCGUUUGGACUUUAAUUAUAUAAAUGUGUUCAACGAUACAUCGUUUCCAGAGUCCUUUAUGGCAAAUCUUAAGUCAAUAGAUUUGGCAGGAAAUCCUUUUUUCUGCAGCUGUAAGAACCUCUGGUUUCGUAAGUGGAUUCAUUCUUGGCGAUUGAAAAGACCAAACAUAUUUAAAGGAUAUCCGGCUAAUUAUCUUUGUAUCAAUCCGCCAGAAUUAUAUCAUACUGAAUUGAAAGAUUAUUUUCCGUCCGACUAUGAGUGUUACCCGGAAAAAAUGAACGCAGCCUUACAGUCGUUCAUAGUGUUAUCACUGAUUGGCAUCUUCAGUGUUAUAUUGGUAAGUUUAAUUUAUAAAGGUAGAUGGCAUAUUAGAUACUGGAUCUACCUACAGCGCGUCAAACAAAAAGGAUACAUUUCACUAAAUAGUGGCGACAGUUCUCUGUAUUCUGGAUUCGUUGUAUACAGUGACGAAGAUAGACAUUGGGUCUUUUCCAAGUUUCUUAAAAUAGUGGAGGAAGAAAACGAUCAAACAUUGUGCAUUCACCAUCGCGACUUCGAAGUAGGGAAGCUCAUUGUUGACAAUAUCGCCGAUUGUAUUGCACAAAGUAGAAAAAUUAUAUUAGUAUUAUCUCGAACCAUGAUGGCGAGCGAUUGGUGCUUAUUUGAAACUAGACUUGCACAGAGAAAGUUUUUAAGUGAUGACAACGGAUCUCUUAUAAUCAUUAUGCUUGAAAAUAUACAGAAGAAAGAUAUGCCACAUUCCUUACGUGACUUAGUUGAUUUGACAACGUACAUUACGUGGGCCGAAGAACCUGAGUUACAAGAAAGAUUUUGGAAAAAUGUUCUUAGGUGUAUCAAAAAUGAAUGAUUGAUUUCUGUUAUCAAGAAAUAGGGUAGACAUUUGUAUACCUUUUCUAGAUUAUAAAAUUCUGUUCAAACGCAAACUGGUCAUAAAUGUAUAGAGAAAUUAAUUUUGAAAAGUAUGUGAAUGCAUGAACCGAGAGA